AUGUCCAGGACACUUACACACCAUAUCUGUCUAUCUAUCUCUACAUCCAUAUCUACCUAUCUAUCUAUCUAUCUCUAUAGCCAUAUCUAUCUUUCUCUUAUAACUUAUAAAAUCUUACUCUAUACUCAUAUCUAUCUAUUUAUAUUCAUAUCUAUCUAUCUAUCUAUCCAUCUAUACUCAUAUCUACAGUUGUGGUCAAAAUGUUCAGAAUGGCAUUGUUUUCAUCAGAAAAGUAGCUAUCUAUCUACACUCAUAGCUAUCUAUCUACACUCAUAUCUAUCUAUACUCAUAUCUAUCUAUACUCAUAUCUAUCUAUCUAUCUACACUCAUAUCUAUCUAUACUCAUAUCUAUCUAUCUACACUCAUAUCUAUCUAUAUAUACUCAUAUCUAUCUAUCUACACUCAUAUCUAUCUAUAUAUAUCAUAUCUAUCUAUCUACACUCAUAUAUCUAUAUAUACCAUAUCUAUCUAUCUACACUCAUAUCUAUCUAUAUAUACUCAUAUCUAUCUAUCUACACUCAUAUCUAUCUAUAUAUACUCAUAUCUAUCUAUCUACACUCAUAUCUAUCUAUAUAUACUCAUAUCUAUCUAUCUACACUCAUAUCUAUCUAUAAUCAUAUCUAUCUAUCUACACUCAUAUCUAUCUAUAAUCAUAUCUAUCUAUCUACACUCAUAUCUAUCUAUACUCAUAUCUAUCUAUCUACACUCAUAUCUAUCUAUACUCAUAUCUAUCUAUACUCAUAUCUAUCUAUCUACACUCAUAUCUAUCUAUACUCAUAUCUAUCUAUCUACACUCAUAUCUAUCUACACUCAUAUCUAUCUACACUCAUAUCUAUCUAUCUACACUCAUAUCUAUCUAUCUAUCUAUACUCAUAUCUAUCUAUCUAUCUAUCUACACUCAUAUCUAUCUAUCUAUCUACACUCAUAUCUAUCUAUCUAUCUACACUCAUAUCUAUCUAUCUACACUCAUAUCUAUCUAUCUAUCUACACUCAUAUCUAUCUAUACUCAUAUCUAUCUAUCUAUCUACACUCAUAUCUAUCUAUCUACACUCAUAUCUUUCUCUCUACUCAUAUUUCUCUCUUUCCCUCUGGUGUGGCUGUCUUUUAGGGUCGACUACCAGGUGCCAAGGUCCCUUACGGGCCUCUCUAUUUUACUCCAGUUCAGGCGAGGACUGUGUCGUGACACUCCCUCUCCCUAUACGCGUCUUAGCGUUUCUCUCUCAGACGAAGGCCUUACAACACACUGCGUUUCGAAUAUUCUCUCCCUCGCAUCGCCCUCUAUUACAACACUACAUAUUCUCUUAUUCUCUCUACUCGAGACGACGACCUCUCUCUCUUCGAUGCAUUUCUUCGACGUCAAUGCUCUCACUCUCUAUAUUAAACUCUCAAUUUGAACGUACACUCUCCUUUCUCUCUCUCUCUCUCUCUCUUUCUCUCUCUCUCUCAUUCACUCUCUGUCUUUUCACCCUCUCUCUCUUUUCUCACGCUUUUUAUCUCUUUCUCUCCUUUCUUUUUUCUUUCGUUUUCUCACUUUCUUUCUCUUUCUCUACUGGCGCUACAGAAUCACAAAGAACUCUAUCUAUCUAUCUAUCUAUCUAUCUAUCUAUCUCAAUAUUUUCAUAUCUCUCUCUCUUUCUAUCUAUCUAUCUAUCUGAUAGUUUUCACAUCUAUCUAUCUAUCUAUCUAUCUAUCUAUCUAUCUAUCUAUCUAUCUCAAUAUUUUCAUAUCUCUCUCUCUUUCUAUCUAUCUAUCUAUCUGAUAGUUUUCACAUCUAUCUAUCUAUCUAUCUAUCUAUCUAUCUAUCUAUCUAUCUCAAUAUUUUCAUAUCUCUCUCUCUUUCUAUCUAUCUAUCUAUCUAUCUAUCUAUCUAAUAGUUUUCACAUCUAUCUAUCUAUCUAUCUAUCUAUCUAUCUAUCUAAUAGUUUUUACAUCUAUCUAUCUAUCUAUCUCAAUAUUUUCAUAUCUCUCUCUUUCUAUCUAUCUAUCUAUCUAUGUAUCUAUCUAUCUAUCUAUCUAAUAUUUUCACAUCUAUCUAUCUAUCUAUCUAUCUAUCUAUCUAUCUAUCUAUCUAUCUAUCCCUCUAAUAGUUUUCAUAUCUAUCUAUCUAUCUAUCUAUCUAUCUAUCUAUCUAUCUAUCUAUCUAUCUAUCUCAAUAUUUUCAUAGCUCUCUCUCUCUUUCUCUCUCUCUCUAUCUUUUUCACAUCUAUCUCAAUAUUUUCAUAUCUUUCUCUCUUUCUAAGUGUUUUUACAUCUAUCUAUCUAUCUAUCUAUCUAUCUAUCUAUCUAUCUAUCUAUCUAUCUAUCUAUCUAAGAGUUUUCACAUCUAUCUAUCUAUCUCAAUAUUUUCAUAGUUCUCUUUCUCUCUCUCUCUCAAUCUCUCUCUCUCUCUCUCUCUAUCUAUCUAUCUAUCUAUCCCGUUCUUUUAUUAUCUUUAUAUCUUAA
Messenger RNA from Acanthosepion pharaonis, 2442 nucleotides. NCBI's taxonomy places the organism in Eukaryota, Metazoa, Mollusca, Cephalopoda, Sepiida, Sepiidae. The record is from the annotation of a GenBank genome assembly.